Molecule: messenger RNA, 774 nt
Organism: Anthonomus grandis grandis
Lineage: Eukaryota; Metazoa; Arthropoda; Insecta; Coleoptera; Curculionidae
Exons: 4
Coding region: 159-500 (113 amino acids)
Biological process (GO): sensory perception of taste
Cellular component (GO): dendrite; axon; neuronal cell body
Source: RefSeq, a predicted model, not a curated record
UAGCAGGUGAAAUAUUUGUAACAUACCGGAAAAAUACCUUGGACUAUAUUAUUUAUAAUAUAGCAGAAAUUCAUUUUAAGAUAUCAAAAGCAAUCAACUCGUUAAGUCAUGCAUAUGGAUUUCAACUAAUAUGCCUAUUGACUUUCAGUUUAACUAAAAUGAUUGAAUGUUUUCAUGACAUGCAUUAUGAUCAGUUUGGUAAUAUCACUAUGGGGCUAAAAAACUUUGUAUGGGCUUUACUUAUUUGUAUUGAUAUGCAUAUGAUAUUCGUUAUGGGAACGAAAGCAGAGAGAGAGGCUGAGGACACUUUAAAAAUUCUUAAUAUGGUGAGAUGUGAUCAGAAGAAAGAAUUUCAAAUCCAGAAAGAUCUAUUCUUGCUUCAAGCGCAGAACCAUGGAUUAUCCUUAAAAGCAUGUGGCUUCUUGACAUUUAAUAAUAAAACUUGUCUUAAUAUUGUAGGAAUAGCGCUGACUUACUUCAUACUAAUGCAAGGACUUUAAGAACUUAAGAAGCCAUCAAAUAUGCGAAUAUUAUUCAGGACAACAUCUUAUUCGGCCUUAUCUCAGAGAAACGCUUUAAAAACAAAGGAAAAAUAUGUUUUAUUUAUCUUUAUAUUUUUAUUCCGUUUCAAGAAAUGGAAAAAGAAAAUAAAUCCUAGGCAUCUUAGUGUUAAAUAUAAAAAGAAGCUCGAUCAAUCUUGAAAAUAAUUUGUAUUAAAAUGACGUAAAAUGUUAUUAGUAUGAUUUUAAUAAAACAUGGAUGGCUGAAUGCUAA